Messenger RNA from Fonsecaea erecta, 1725 nucleotides. RefSeq lists its product as hypothetical. NCBI's taxonomy places the organism in Eukaryota, Fungi, Ascomycota, Eurotiomycetes, Chaetothyriales, Herpotrichiellaceae. The transcript has a single exon. The coding region runs from base 1 to 1725 and encodes 574 amino acids. The record is from RefSeq and is a predicted model, not a curated record.
AUGCGCCGAAUGGAACUCGUUCCGGGACUUUCCCUUUUCGGACUCUUCGCAACUUCAACACCACGUUCCUUAAUGAAGAGACACAGCCCUAAUGCAGCUAUAGAGGAUCCAACGGCCCACUCGGCAACACAGUCUGCUGAGUCGGCCCUCGCUUUGCCAGCUUCCCUCAGACGAUCGAUCUCCCCUCCACCUGCCAAUCCCCGGCGUCUGAGCCGCAAAUCCCACACGUAUCCCGACCUCACAACCUCGUUGACCACCAACUCGACCACGGCAGCAGUCGAAGCUGGUGAAAUUGAGAUCCGCGACCAUGUGUCUUUCUUUUCGUCCAAGCUCCUCGCGGCGACGCGUCCGCCCAUUGGAGGCCAGCCCCGUCUCUCACACUCAAACUGGCUAGCCCUGUACCGCCGCAAUCUCAACGACAGAGGGCACCAUUUCGUCGUUCACCAGCACGACCAUCCGAUCGCAGGCACCCACUAUGAUCUUCGGCUGCAAUGUAACGCAACGAGCUCCGUCAGCUUCGCCAUCAUGUACGGCCUGCCCGGUGAUCCGAACAGCAGGAAGUUGAACCGCAACGCCACCGAGACCCGAGUGCAUAACUUGUGGAAUCAUCUCAUCGAGACCGCCUCGCAUGACACGGGCACCAUGCUGCUCUGGGACACCGGAGAAUACGAGGUGUUGCCCUACGAUUCCUCUUCUGGGAAAGCCAGCGCUACUGACGACGCGACCGCCACGGAAGGUUCAGACUUGGACUCUGAUAGCGACGUCCCAUGCAAAGAAAAGGCAGAGUCGGAACCAUCGAAACUCCACCGCGCGUUCCAGAACCGCAAAAUCAAGCUCCGUCUGCACGGUACACGGCUACCAAGGAACUACACGCUCAGCCUGAGACUCACCCACGACAACAACCGAGUCGUGCAACCUGCGGCGCCCGCGUUCAAGCGACGGAAGAGGAACAAGCAGAACCCGACCGGCCCAGCGCGUCGGAAAUCACAGCCUGAGCAUUCUGACACGACGGAGUCCGAGAGACCAAUCUCUCCCCUGGGCGAGGGAUCUUCAGAUUCUGACUUCGACCGCCGCAGUUCGAGACGGUCUCCGAAGUUCCAGCGGAGCGUGUCCUCUCUUCUACGGACAGCAUCACCACCUCGUCCGAAGCGGUCUAAUUCUGUUGCUGCGGAGCAAUACCACGAGCCCACACCAGCCACCACACCGCAGACUAUAAAUCCCGUCUACGUCGACCAAGCGGACACCCGCUCUGCCGCCCCGAAACCACCUAACCUCCCAACGGAGGAGUUCGACGAAGAAGCUGUGAUACGCCGCAACAACGCCUACCCGGGGGCGACGAACAGCAUCAACUCGAUCCACCAACGCCGAUGGUUCCUCUCUCUGGACCGCGCCGCCUGCGGCUUUCGCCCCACGAACCAGAUCGCCUUUGGGCAGAGGGUGUGGGAGCGGCCGCGCCUGUCCUCACCUUUGUCCGGGUCUGAGGCUGCGAAGGCCCGCCGUUCCGACGGGGGCGCUGGCAGGGGAGAAGAACGAGAACAAGAAGCAGAAGAAGAGGAAGAAGGUCGCAACGUCGGCCAGGCCCUGGGCGGCUUCGCCCCUUUCCACGUCCUGGGCCGCGACGUCGAAUUCAGCAUCCUGACGGGGCGUACCGCCGCCGACGUGGCUCGCGACGAAGGCCUCGUGGGAUACAAGCCACGCGGAGGAUGGAGGGGCGUGGUCGAGUAA